UACACACAUAAAGAUUCCAAGCAAAAGCACCAACCUGUUUGCUGUGGUCCAAGAAGAAAGUUUUCUAAUUUUUCUGCUUCACCCUUUCUGCAUUGUCGGCUUGUCUUUAGAGAGCAUGGUUUGCUGUUAUGUCCUGUAAGACAGUUUUAAAAAGUCAAGGAAACUUUGGGGAAUUCCCUGGUAGCCUAGUGGUUGGGACGCUCUGCUUGGACUACAGGGGGCGCGAGUUCCAUCCGUGUUUCCGCGUGCCUGCGUGCUCAGUCGUUCGACUCUGCAGACCCCAUGGACUUAAGCCCGCCAGGCUCCUCUCUCCGUGGGAUUUUCCUGGCAAGAAUACUGGAGUGGGUUGCCAUGCCCUCUUCCAGGGGAUCUUCCCAACACAGGGGUCAAACCCGCAUCUCCUGCAUCUCUUGCAUUGGGAGGCGGAUUCUUUACCACUGAGCUACCUGGGAAGCCCAAGUUCCUGCACGCGUGCAUAAAUAAACUAGUCUCCUUAAAAGAAAAGAAAAGAAAAGAAAUGCAUGGAACCAGUCUAGAAGAUUAGACAAGAAUCUGAUAAACUGGAAUAUCCCCAGAGGAUAACUGGGUGGCUGAUGUUGACUGAAAUAAAAACGCACACCAUGAGAGCUGUGAGUUUUUGUUUUAUUGUGGGGUUUGCUGAGAGCGGCUAUAACCCAAGAGGUCUCAGGAAGAGUUGAGUGGAAGGUCUGCACGUGUGUGAUUUUGGAGAUUAUGUGUAAUCACGCAUCCCAGUGGAAAGUUGUUUCUGGUCACAAAGAGCAAAUACUGCAGUUAAUGAUUUUAGUGCUUUUCUAAGUGUGGGAAGAUGGACAAGAAUCCAGACUCAUAAAAUUUUUUUCCUGAAAACAUCUUCACUAUCUGAAGGCCUGUCCUGUCAGUUUUCCCAGAGCAGAGAGCGGCUCGUUUCUGAUCCUCCACGUGGAACUCUUUUCAGGGGGUGUUAAAGGUGGCACCUCCCCCCGCUAUGGCCGCGGGCGCCCUCCUGCCGUGCCCAGUGUCCCGGCUGGACUUCCUCAAGGCCUCGCACUUCGCGCUGGGGCCGGACCCGCGGCUGCACGCGGACGCCAAGCAGUCCACAUCGCACCGGGACUUUCCCGCCUACUCGAGCGCUAUCCGUGGGCCGCUGUGCCCGCCGCCGCCCUGCGCAUCCCUCUUCCAAAAGGAUGUGCGCUGGGCGGGCCAGGAGCGCCUGUCGGAGACGCGCUGCGCCUAUGAGCCCCCGCCACCUAUGCUGUUGAGGGAGCAGGAGCAGGAACUGGCGCGGGAGCGCACACUCGCCAUGCAAGCCAGUCACCUGCACGUGCACGCGGAAGCGCGCGCACGCACCGGCCUCUCCACAGCGCGCGGCGACUACGGCUGGCCAGAGCCGCCGGAGCGCGCUCGCGAACAGAUCCUCGGGGCGCGACUCAUCUUCGACCGCGACUCGCUGCCGUCGGGCGACCGAGCCAAGCUGCGCAUCCCGCCCACCACGUACCGGGAGUUCUUCCAGCUCCACGACCUUUGCCUGAAGCCCCGCGAGCCUGCCUGCCGCUUCUGUGGGCCCAGUCCCCUCCAGUGGGAACACAAGAGACAGGAUGACAGCACCUCCUACCAGAGGCACUUCCAGGCCCUGCCAGGCCCACCUGCCUUGCCGUGUAAGAGGGCCUCCUCCAGCAUAGAACUGGGAGACUUCAAGAUUGGCUACAGGCCCAUGUGCACGGAGCAGAAACAAGCCUACGGGCCUCCGGAUCUGCCCCCGGACAGGUAUGACAAGGCCCAGGCCUCAGCCCACAUCCACUGUGUGAACAUCCGUCCUGGGGAUGGCCUCUUCCACGACAGGACCACCAAGGGGGAACACUUCUAUGCCCGGGAGCCAGAACCUUUCCUUCUUCACCACAACCAGACUCCUGAGUCACACAUCCUGGAAGGAAAUGGGUGUCCCGGUCCGGGGAGCCUCACCACCUCCACACACUUCUUCUACCGUCAGCCCCUGCGAACGAGCGAGCCAGCCAGCCGCCACGUGCCUCAUGAGACAUUGCAGAGUCACAUAACCCUAGGGGAGCCGUCGCUGCUCGGACAGUUCUUCCAGACCUCCAUGGGCACGGACUACUUACCCUUUGGGAUGCCAAAGCCGCCAAAAGCGCCCAACCUCCACCUGCAGCGCAGCAACCUGCCAGAGGGCACCGGGGACCUAGAUUUUUUAACCAUGAACCAGAAGAUGCUGAAGCCACAUGGAAUAGCUCCAGCCGCUGUGACAGAGGAGCUGCUACAGCGGGGUGGCCUGGGUGGGCCAGCCACGCUCCAGGCUGCCCUGCCAGGCUCCCCCACCCUGACUCCACAGUGCAAGUAUAGCCACUUGGAGCCCCCACUGGGUCAACAGCGCUUCUUCUCAACCCUAAACAAGGAUGAAUUUACCUUCAAGUACCAGGGCCCAGCAGUGCUAAGACGGGACAACUUCCAGGAGAGUCACUUGCCCCUGGGCUCUCUUCAUCAGUGGGGCUGUAGGGCUCGGAAAGUGGACCCUCGGGCCCCCCAGACCCCUGUCUACCCAUGCCCUAGCCAGCAAUAAACAGUGCUUUGGCAACCCA
Molecule: messenger RNA, 2588 nt
Organism: Bubalus bubalis (water buffalo)
Lineage: Eukaryota; Metazoa; Chordata; Mammalia; Artiodactyla; Bovidae
Gene: SAXO5
Product: testis expressed 45
Exons: 9
Coding region: 986-2569 (527 amino acids)
Source: RefSeq, a predicted model, not a curated record